Messenger RNA from Nematostella vectensis (starlet sea anemone), 1657 nucleotides. Its product is annotated as protein BTN1. Gene Ontology annotation, cellular component: vacuole; membrane. The coding region runs from base 202 to 1551 and encodes 449 amino acids. NCBI's taxonomy places the organism in Eukaryota, Metazoa, Cnidaria, Anthozoa, Actiniaria, Edwardsiidae. The transcript has 3 exons. The record is from RefSeq and is a predicted model, not a curated record. Gene Ontology annotation, biological process: regulation of intracellular pH.
AUUUAUUCACGUUAAUCUUGCAAGAACAAAUAUCCCUCAAGGAUUUCAAGUGCAUAUGCAUUAAAUUUGCUUGGCAAUCUGAAUCGACUCUAUAUAUUACCAUAACUUCUUUGGGAAACGCCAAAGUUGUUGAACAAGCGGCCAAUAGAACAAAUCUCUUUGCGAGAUGGCGAACAACUGGAACAAGUAAUAAAUAGAGUCAUGACCGAGAACAUCCAUCUUCUUGAAAAAGAACACUCUUUCAAACAUGACGACACCUCGGGGCCGCCAUUAUUCAACGCAAAUGACGACUCGGAGCUGGAAGCACGAGGCACCUCCUCCAUAAGGAACAUUAUCACGUUCUUCCUUCUCGGCCUCAUGGUAUUUACGGUCCUCUACUUGGGAAUGACCGCUGCCCAGGAUAUCCUAACCGAGACCGCGAUACCCACGUCAAGCUUGCUUCUCACUACCGCUGGCCCAUUCUUCGUCGCGACUUUGAUGACGCCGCUAGUUAUACCUCAUGUGGGACCGACUCUGAGGAUCACCCUCGUUUUCGUGCUCAUGACGUCAGGGAUUGUGCUGACAUCGCUAGGUGGAAAGGUGAUGUUUAAGUUGAUUGGCGUUUCUCUGGUGUCUUUGGGGUGCGGGGUAGCAGAGACGAGCUUUCUUGGAAUGACGGCACUUUAUGAGGCCGCGACACUGAGUGCAUACAGCGGAGGGACUGGAGCGGGGUUUGCUAUUGGUCCGCUUUACUAUACAGCUAUGACCACAUGGGCGUGCGUGUCCCCCCAGACAACAAUCUUGACCAUCACAGCCUUGCCUCUUCUGAUCCUGCUGAUCUACGUCUUCCUCAUCACCCAAGAUCUCCAGGGGCCCUUUACCCUCACCAAGACUUUAUCCUACAAGCGAAUCACGCACUCUGCAUCCGCACCACCCACGACUCUCACAUGGACCGAGAAACUUCACGUAAACAGGCGCGCGUUGCCAAUAACAACCGUGCUUGUGAUUGGCGUGAUCUGCGAGUAUCUCGCUCUGCAAGCUGUCGUCACUACGAUUGCUUUUGAGAACUCUCCCUUUACUCCUCGUGACCAUUACGAAUUCUAUUUCUUUAUGUUCGCCGCCGGGGAGUUGUUAGGACGUGGGUACGCUAUCGUCAUGCAUUGUUUAGACACCGGCUGUGUCUACCUAACCAAGCACACUUGGGUGUUCACGCUAAUGCUAGCGGCAAAUCUCGCCUUUCUUAUCUCGGUGAGCUGGUAUAGAUUUCUCCCCUCUGCAUGGGUUAUUUUUCUCGUUUUGCUAGAGCACGGGAUAAGCGCCGGGGCACUUUACGUUAACACCUUCUCAAAGGCGGGAACCUCUGAGGAGGAUUUGCAAAAGCAGCAGUUUUCCCGCGCUUUUACCACGCUAGGGUGCGGGCUCGGUUUGCUGGCUGCCGGGUCUAUUGGCCUCGCUAUAGAACCGAGGUUACGAAGUCAUUGCGUUGCCAUGGCAUCCACGCAUAAGCAGGCUGCUUUUUGUUUUACGCGGCGAAUGGAAGGAUGGAAUUCUACUGUUCAUUGCCGCUGGUAAAAUACAGCAGGCCCAUAUUCUAAGAUGAAUAAAAAACGAUACACGAACGAUGUAAGGGACCUUUCAAUAAAAGUAAAGGAGGUAAUAAAUAUACAAAUGUAAUUUA